Messenger RNA from Coturnix japonica (Japanese quail), 2136 nucleotides. RefSeq names its product neural proliferation, differentiation and control 1 (gene NPDC1). The record is from RefSeq and is a predicted model, not a curated record. Gene Ontology annotation, cellular component: membrane. Lineage: Eukaryota; Metazoa; Chordata; Aves; Galliformes; Phasianidae.
GGUGCCGCCGCCCGCAGCCCCGCGGCCCCGCGCCCGUCCGCGCCGCUGGAGGAUGGUGUUGGCCGCCCGUCGCGGAGCGCUGCUGCUGCUGCUCGCCGCCCUCGGGACCUGCCGCCCGCGCGCCGCCCGCACCGCAGAGCCGUGUCCGCGGCGCCUGGACUGCGCCCUACAGCGACGGAAGUUCUGUCCAGUGGGAUCCAGCAGCUGCGGGCCCUGCCUGCCCAACUUCCUGGAGGACAGCCAUGGGCACUGCCUGCAGGAGAAGCGCUCCCCCAGCGGGAGGACAUCUGUUCCCAACGUAGAGGAAGAAAUUGAUUUUCUGGCCGAAGUGCUGGCCAGGCAAGAUGCUACCCGUUCCCAUGCCCUGCGAGAUGGCAAGCCCAGAACCACCCCAGCCCCCACCGGGAAACAGCGAGUGUCCAGCAGGCUGAGGCAGGAGCUUCUGCAGAGGGUCCCAGCUGGCAGCAAGGCAGCAGCCACCCUCCCCACCUCUACCACUGCCACUGCACCCAAGUACCCUGUGGAGGCAGCCCCCGUCCCUUCUAAUGAUGAUGUGGUGCUCGGGCUGAUCGUGGUGUGCACACUGGCUGGGAUCUCUGCUCUGAUUGUGGCCGCAGUCUGCUGGUGCAGGCUGCAGAAGGAGGUCAGGCUGGCACAGAAAGUGGACUACUCAGCACAGAGAGUGGUCAGCCCUCUGCCCUAUGACAAGAUCUCGCCUGGGGACAAGACGCUGGCUCAGAGCGCCCAGAUGUACCACUACCAGCACCAAAAGCAGCAGAUGCUUUCCAUGGAGAAACAUAAAGAAGAGCCCAAGGUGCCGGACUCUGCCUCAUCCGAUGAGGAGAACGAGGACGGAGACUUCACAGUGUACGAGUGCCCCGGGCUGGCUCCGACUGGAGAAAUGGAAGUGAGGAACCCGCUGUUCGACGACUCCUCCCUGCACCCCCCGAACCCCAAAGUGCACCCUUAACACUCCGCACUCGAGCUCUGCGGACCGCACGACCCGGGCAGGGCACGGCCCCCCACCCCGCCGGACUGCUCGACGCCUGCCCAAUAAACACCCACUAACAGCCGUGGGACGGGGGCUGCUCUGCUUCAAGCGUCCUUGUCCUCUUUGCCGCUGUGAUCGCGUCCCUGCCACCCGCCCACUGCUCAGGGGCACCCCGAGGUCUGAGGGGGCCUGGGAUCCCCGCUGUGCUGAGCUUUGCAGAGGGCGGAUGUUCGUGUCCUGGUGCUGCAUCCUCAGCGCCCUGAGCUGCCCCAUCCCAGGCCAGAGCUGAGUGCAGUCCCGGUGCCUCUGAGCUCCCGGGUAGGGGGAUGCUGUAGGCCCGCUGCAGGCGGAGGUCAUCCUCAAGGCCCUGGCAGCUCACCGGGAUCUCACCCCAGGCCUCGUGCAGUCAGAAGGGUUUAAGCUUUUCAGUUUUAAACCAACAGGAGAGAAAGGAGAGAGGAGCACAGGAGCUGCAGGCCAGGGGCACUCGCUGUUCUGCAGUGCUGCGCUGCACCCUGAGCUCCACGGUGCCCGCGGGGUGAGCAUGGCUGAGCCCAGUGCUGAGCAGGGGCAGCCAGGCUGCACCCCCAGCACACCAUCUCCCCUAUCCCCUGCCCUUCUCUGUGCCCAUGGCCCUGCCUGGCAGACCCAUACCUUCCACAGCCUCCCUGUGGACCUGCCCCAAGCAUCUCUCUGUGGCAUGGGUCAGCCUCCUCCCAUCCAUCCUGGGCUCCUGCCCCCACCCGCACUCUGCCCAUGUCUGUGUCCAGGUGGAUCAUGCAGGAUCCAGGGUUUGUGCCCUUGCCAUCUGCUGCUGACAGAUCCCUGAGCCCAAAGCCUGCACUGCAUCGGCCACAACGCCCCUGGCACAGGGACUGAGAUGAGUUUGGGGUUACUUUUCACAGAUGUGGUUUCAUGUCCAGACCUGGCAUGGGCAUUGCAGCUGCAGGUGUUCCUGCUGCAUGCAGGAGGCCCAUUGCAGGCACAGCACAGCGGGGAUGGCAGCGGUUAGCACUGCACAGAUCCUUUCUCUUUGCCGUGCUGUUACACGUGGGUCACUGCCUCUCUCCCUGAGACCAUUGUUAUUGUAUGGAUUGUAGUUAUUUUAAAAGGAGAUUUUAUUAAACAACCAUGUUUGAGACCCA